Messenger RNA from Phyllotreta striolata, 1695 nucleotides. Lineage: Eukaryota; Metazoa; Arthropoda; Insecta; Coleoptera; Chrysomelidae. The record is from the annotation of a GenBank genome assembly.
AUGCGACCGUCGACGGCCGUCGGGACGGCGGUGCGAGCGUGGUGGUUGUCGGCGGUGGUGGUGCACGUCGCCGUCGCCGGUAAUCCGGACGCGAAGCGUCUCUACGACGAUCUGCUGUCGAACUACAACAAGCUAGUGAGGCCCGUCGUCAAUACGUCGGACGUGCUCAGGGUGUGCAUCAAGUUGAAACUGAGCCAGCUCAUCGACGUGAAUUUGAAAAACCAAAUAAUGACGACGAACUUGUGGGUGGAACAGUCCUGGUACGAUUACAAAUUGCGAUGGGAACCGAAAGAAUACGGGGGAGUUCACAUGUUACACGUCCCGUCCGAUCACAUAUGGCGGCCUGACAUUGUCUUAUACAACAACGCCGACGGCAAUUUCGAAGUGACCUUAGCCACCAAGGCCACCAUCUAUCAUCAAGGCCUCGUCGAAUGGAAGCCGCCGGCCAUAUACAAGAGCUCCUGCGAAAUCGACGUCGAAUAUUUCCCGUUCGACGAACAGACGUGCGUUUUAAAGUUCGGUAGUUGGACGUACGACGGAUUCAUGGUGGAUUUGAGGCACAUGGACGAAAAGACCGGCAGCAACGUCGUCGACGUCGGCGUCGAUUUGUCCGAGUUCUACAUGAGCGUCGAAUGGGACAUAUUGGAAGUACCGGCAGUUAGGAACGAAAAAUUCUACACUUGUUGCGACGAACCAUAUCUGGACAUAACGUUCAACAUAACGAUGAGAAGGAAAACGCUCUUCUACACCGUCAACAUCAUCAUACCCUGCAUGGGGAUCUCCUUCCUGACGGUGCUCACCUUUUAUCUGCCAUCGGACAGCGGCGAAAAGGUGACCCUAUCGAUAUCCAUCUUGAUCAGUCUCCACGUGUUCUUUCUUCUAGUAGUCGAAAUCAUACCGCCCACUUCGCUGGUCGUACCGUUGCUGGGCAAAUACCUGAUAUUCGCCAUGAUACUCGUCUCUAUCAGCAUUUGCGUGACCGUCGUCGUGUUGAACGUCCAUUUUAGAUCGCCCCAAACGCACCGGAUGUCGCCCUGGGUGAAGCGGGUCUUCAUACAUAUUUUACCGAGACUGCUGGUCAUGAAGCGGCCCACCUACGUUUUCGAAACGCAAAGCAAAUUUCUAUCGAAUCGUUUCGUAUCGAGAGGCAGGCAAUAUUCCACGUGCAUGUACCCGUACAGAACGACCGUACAUCGAGACGACGGCAGCCCGAAGAGGCGGUAUCUAUCAAGCCGAACGUCCAGCAGGGAGAAUUUAUCGCCGAGAUUAUCGGACGGCGGCGGCCCGUUCGGUGGCAGUUGCCAGAUACACGGACCGCUCGCCGGCGCUCUGCCCCUCGCCGAGACCGACGAAUUGGACGCCGAUACGGACGUCAAGAGCCCCGUGCUGUGCAAUCCGGCCUAUUCGCACAGCAAAUGCCCGCCGGAGGUGCACAAGUCGUGCUUUUGCGUGCGCUUCAUCGCCGAGCACACCAAAAUGCUCGAGGAUUCGACGAAAGUGAAAGAAGAUUGGAAAUACGUAGCGAUGGUGUUGGACCGGCUGUUUUUGUGGAUAUUCACGUUGGCCGUGCUGGUGGGGACGGCCGGUAUAAUUUUGCAAGCGCCUACUUUGUACGACGAUCGAAUUCCGAUCGAUAAGAAGUUUUCGGAAUUCGCGACGACGACGGUGGUCAGGUGUCCGCCGCCGUCGGCUUGA